AUGUCAGACAUACCAUCUGACGUGAGUUCGGCGGGAUCUAUUCCCGCCAAACGUCCUCGUCCUCCUCGCAUUCCAGUGAGUGACAGUGACAAUGUUCUCACCGAGAAGCCCAUGCACCACAAUGGCCAUCUGUUCCGCGAGAAAAAAUUUUCAAGGAUGGAUGAGGAUGAAGAAGAGGAAGAUUUGGACGCCCUGAUUGAAGAAUUGGAAUCUCUUGAUCCCGAUGCCGAAAUUGAAGCAGAGAUCGAGACAGUGGGAGGCGCCCGAAACGUACCCGAAGAGAUGCUUCAGACCGAUACGCGUGUGGGCCUGAUCGAACCAGAGGUCGUCGCCAGACGGAAAAAGUAUGGUCUCAAUCAGAUGAAGGAAGAGAAGGAGAAUUUACUGUUGAAGUUUCUGGGCUAUUUUGUCGGUCCUAUUCAAUUUGUCAUGGAGGCGGCCGCCAUUCUUGCCGCCGGCCUGGAAGAUUGGGUGGAUUUCGGUGUCAUUUGCGCCUUGCUCCUCCUCAACGCGACUGUCGGGUUCGUUCAAGAGUUUCAAGCCGGCUCCAUUGUCGAGGAGUUAAAAAAGACCUUGGCUCUCAAGGCUGUGGUGCUGAGAGAAGGCCGUCUAAUCGAAAUUGAGGCACCAAUGGUGGUUCCUGGAGAUAUCUUGCAGCUCGAGGAAGGCACCAUCAUCCCUGCCGAUGGCCGUAUUGUGACGGAGGAUGCCUAUCUCCAAGUCGAUCAGUCCUCCAUUACCGGCGAGUCGCUGGCUGUUGACAAGGGCCUGGGCGACACCUGUUAUGCUUCAUCGGCGGUCAAGCGCGGAACCUCAUUUAUGAUCGUCACCGCGACCGGAGACAAUUCGUUCGUGGGUCGGGCGGCGGCAUUGGUCAAUGCCGCCUCUGGCGGCACCGGCCAUUUUACUGAGGUCCUUAACGGCAUCGGCACCGUUCUGUUGGCGCUCGUGGUGUUCACUCUCCUGGUCGUCUGGAUCUCGUCAUUUUACCGGUCCAACGAUAUUGUCACCAUCCUCCGAUUUACGUUGGCGAUCACCAUCAUCGGAGUGCCGGUCGGUCUGCCUGCUGUCGUCACCACCACGAUGGCUGUGGGUGCCGCGUACCUGGCAAAGAAAAAGGCCAUCGUCCAGAAACUUUCCGCGAUAGAGUCCCUUGCUGGCGUGGAAAUCCUGUGCUCCGACAAAACCGGGACCUUGACCAAGAAUAAACUAUCCCUCCAUGAGCCAUACACUGUUCAAGGCGUGGAACCGGAGGAUCUCAUCCUGACGGCUUGCCUCGCGGCGUCCCGGAAGAAAAAAGGCAUGGAUGCCAUUGAUAAGGCAUUCCUCAAGGCACUUCGUUACUAUCCUCGAGCGAAACAGGCCUUGUCCAAAUACAAAGUGGUUCAAUUUCACCCCUUCGACCCAGUCUCCAAAAAGGUCAGUGCUGUGGUGGAAUCACCGCAGGGUGAACGCAUCAUCUGCGUCAAAGGGGCUCCAUUGCCGGUCCUUCGAACCGUGGAAGAAGACCAUCCCGUUCCCGAGGAGAUUGAUGUCGCAUACAAGAACAAGGUUGCCGAGUUCGCAACUCGGGGCUUUCGAUCCCUCGGUGUCGCUCGAAAACGAGGCGACAGCUCGUGGGAGAUACUGGGAAUCACGCCGUGUGCCGAUCCACCUCGUCACGAUACAGCAAAGACCAUCAAUGAAGCCAAGUCAUUGGGUCUGUCCAUCAAGAUGCUGACGGGAGAUGCCGUGGGGAUUGCGCGCGAGAUUUCAAGACAAUUAGGACUGGGAACCAAUGUGUUCAAUGCCGAACGCCUCGGACUCGCUGGUGGCGGUACGAUGCCUGGAUCCGAAGUCUAUGAUUUCGUCGAAGCCGCGGAUGGAUUUGCGGAAGUCCUCCCCCAGCACAAAUAUAAUGUGGUGGAGAUUCUACAGCAGCGUGGUUACCUAGUGGCCAUGACCGGUGACGGUGUCAAUGAUGCUCCUUCGUUGAAAAAGGCCGACACCGGUAUUGCCGUCGAGGGCGCUUCCGAUGCAGCUCGUUCAGCGGCCGACAUCGUUUUCCUGGCCCCGGGCCUUUCCGCCAUCAUCGACGCCCUCAAAACUUCUCGACAAAUUUUCCACCGAAUGUACGCUUACGUCGUUUAUCGCAUUGCUCUCUCACUGCACCUGGAAAUCUUCCUGGGCCUGUGGAUUGCCAUCCUCAACCAGUCUCUCAAUUUGAAACUGGUGGUCUUCAUCGCGAUCUUUGCCGACAUUGCAACGUUGGCAAUUGCCUACGACAACGCCCCGUACUCCAAAACUCCAGUCAAAUGGAAUCUCCCUAAACUAUGGGGAAUAUCCAUUCUGCUCGGGCUGAUCCUCGCUGCUGGCACCUGGAUCGCGCUGACCACGAUGAUAGUGGGAGGAGAAGAUGGAGGCAUCGUACAAAAUUUCGGCCAUACUGAUGCUGUUCUUUUCCUGCAGAUCUCCCUUUCCGAAAAUUGGCUGAUCUUCAUUACUCGGGCCAAUGGACCUUUUUGGUCCAGUAUCCCGUCAUGGCAACUCACCGGAGCAAUCUUACUGGUCGAUAUUGUCGCCACAUUCUUUUGUCUCUUCGGUUGGUUCGUUGGUGGAGAACAGACCAGUAUCGUUGCCGUGGUCCGAAUUUGGUUGUAUUCGUUUGGAGUCUUUUGUGUCAUGGCUGGAGUCUAUUACCUUUUACAAGACAGUGUUACGUUUGACGACAUUGUCCAUGGAAGAAAAUCAAGGGGCAACAAAGUGCUGAAGAAGAGAGACAUGGAGGAUUUCCGUGAGUCAACCCAUCGACGUUUGACCCGCCGGACGCUACUGACCAAAAAUCCUAGUUGUAUCAUUGAACCGCGUAUCCACCCAGCACGAGAAGGUCGCAUGAUGGCAAUCAAUUUGCUGCGGGUUGUUUCCACGCCGCCAAUGGCCAAAAAGGACGCCUUCGAGUUGACCCUUUCCGCAAAUCCAUGCGGACUUGCUCCAUAA
Messenger RNA from Rhinocladiella mackenziei CBS 650.93, 2976 nucleotides. RefSeq names its product plasma membrane ATPase. Gene Ontology annotation, cellular component: plasma membrane. Gene Ontology annotation, molecular function: ATP binding; P-type proton-exporting transporter activity; ATP hydrolysis activity. NCBI's taxonomy places the organism in Eukaryota, Fungi, Ascomycota, Eurotiomycetes, Chaetothyriales, Herpotrichiellaceae. The transcript has 2 exons. The record is from RefSeq and is a predicted model, not a curated record. Bases 1 to 2976 code for a protein of 991 amino acids. Gene Ontology annotation, biological process: regulation of intracellular pH; proton export across plasma membrane.